This is a messenger RNA of Hemibagrus wyckioides, 3038 nucleotides long. RefSeq names its product kinesin heavy chain-like. Lineage: Eukaryota; Metazoa; Chordata; Actinopteri; Siluriformes; Bagridae. The transcript has 12 exons. The coding region runs from base 502 to 1809 and encodes 435 amino acids. The record is from RefSeq and is a predicted model, not a curated record.
CUUCGAAGUGCGAUCUGAAUCGGAUACGCUGUUUUGAGCAGAGAGAACAGAGAGGGCUGUAUUUCAACUUUUCACUUUUCAAGUGGAACAGGGGUGUAAGUGAUAUGGAAAGGAACCAGCAGUGUGGCCCAGUGCUGGCCCAUGCAUCGCCCAUCUCUGGCAAACCAGAUAUGGGCCAGCAAAGGACUGUCAUUCUUUGCGGCAUCUGGGCCAAGUGUAAGUGCAUUGUGUGGGCCAGACCUAUUUUGCUAUCUGGGUUAGAACAGAACCUUACAUCAGAGUAUCAACGCGUCAGUAUUAGCUUCAUAUGCAAGCAUUUUCAUUUUCAUGUUCAAGAGACAGAACUGUAAUGAACUCCCAACACCAUAAAAAAAAAGCCAAAAAAAAAAAACUCUGCUAGACUUGUUGGACACGUCUAUCCCGGGCAGUAAAAAGAGCGUCCUGGACCUCAAAGCUCUACGAGGUCUACUGCUCGGGUUAAAAAACCGGCGUGGUGCCGAGAUGGAGAGAGCGGGCAGUGGGGUGACAGCGGCCAGGAUGGAGAGAGCGGACAGGAUGGAGAAAGGGGACAGGAUGGAGAGAGCGGACAGGAGGGAGAGAGAGGGGACAGGAUGGAGAGAGCGGACAGGAGGGAGAGAGAGGGGACAGGAUGGAGAGAGCGGACAGGAGGGAGAGAGAGCGGAUAGGAUGGAGAGAGCGGACAGGAUGGAGAGAGGGGACAGGAUGGAGACCGUGGACAGGAGAGAGACAGCGGACGUCGGCUGGGAUGAAGAUGAGUCGCAGCCGCUGAGCCUCUCCAUCUCAGACACGAGCAAACAAUUGGAGCAAGCAGUGUCCAAGUCUACAAGUCUGAUGCAAAAAUCAAAGAAUAAAGAGAAUCAGGAGCUCAGGGAGGAGAUAAACAUGCUGAAGAAAGAAAUGGAGACACUCCAAAAUCAGCUUAAUCAGUGUGUGACUAUGGAAGACAUGCGAGCGGCUCUCGUCAUCGAGAGACAAAACAUGUUGAAGGAACUGAAAGACAGCAUCACUGACACCGGGUUCUCAGAUACAAGUAGAGGGAUUAAUGUCUCUCCUACCCUAAGAGACUCUUUGACAAACGUAUCUGAUGGAGCCCUGUCCCAGGUCUACAGUGGGGUUGAGCAGGACCCAGAGUCACCCAAAGCUCUGCUGGACGUAGUUCAACUAAAGGAGACGCAGAAGAGCCUGGAGGCUCGUGUGGUGCGCCUGGAAGGAGAAAUAGAAAAUAUGCUGGAGGAGUUUCAGGUGACAGUCAGCCAGGGCAGAGACAAUAUCAGUGGAUCGGAGCAGCAGCCUCAUCUGCAAACAGCUGACCUCAGGAAUGAAGUGCAGAGCCUGCAUGAGGAGCUCCAAAAUGUGAAGCAGGAAAUGCUGGCACUCAGCGAACAGAAGGAAAGCUCAGAGAAGGAAAUGCAGGAUGCACAGGAGGCUGUUCUGAAACUACAGGCUGAAUGUGAGAAGCUCCACAGAACCACCAACAAGCUGCUGAAGCAUCAGAAGCAGGGACAAAGUCAAACCCAGGAGCUGUACAAGAUUAUGAAGGAGCGGGAUGAGAAGAUGGCAGACAAGGAGAUCACAAAAAUUGUUGAAGACAUUAGAGCGGACAUGCAGACACUGGAGAACAAGGUCCUCCUGCAUGAUACAGCAGCAGCCAAGCUGAAGAAGAAGUUACGGGAUCUUUACUGCAACUUCUGUGACUAUAAGGAGACCUGUCAAAAUGCCAAUGAGAAGAUUUUCCAGGAUCUAGACUGCAAGAGAGUGUUUGACAAAGUUCAACUGCCUCUCCUGUGAUCGUCCUGUCAGCAUGAGUACUCCUGGACCAUCCAUUCCGGUAUUGCCUAAGCCUCCAAGUGUCCCCGCUCCAAAGUGCAACAGGAGGGUGAGGCAGUGGACUAACUUGGACAAGUCCGAUGAGAGAUCGUCUACAGAGGGGAGCGUGGAGCAAACCAGGGAGGAAGAGAGCUGUGGUUCUGAUGAGCGAGUCCACUAACUGUAAUCUCUUUACAAAUGGUUUAGCGAGCAUUAGAAAGAAAACAUAAGCAGCAGCAGAUGGAUUUGUCCAGAAGGGACUUAAAAUGGCAGUACAAAUGCUAAAGCCAUCACAGACAAGAUGAAGAGUUUUUAUUGCUCCCGAUGACCAAUGAUUUUCACUUGUGGAGGCUCAGAGACUCCAUCCAGCUCUUUGAGCAUUUAGAGUUCUGUUAUGGUCUCCCAUGUCACUGCUACUUUUCUAAUGUUGCUUUGUUGGCUCUGUGCAAUAUUGUGAUGACUCUCAUACCUGAUCAAAGCUCACACUAUGGCUAAGACUGUGGAGGAGUGUGAUGUUGCUAGCUGUGUAGCACAUAAUUUACAGCUAGUUGUGAACUAGCUAUAAGUGUACUGAGCUAGCAAAGCAACUCUGUGUGUGUGUGCACAUUGGGAAAAAUCUAGUUUAGAAAUCUAAGGUUCAAAAAUAAAAUGGAAAGAAACUUCCCUUGUUUUAAAUACCAACUAUGUUUACAAUAAUUGUCAUGUCUGAUUUACCUGUGUCAUGGCUAUGUAAAAUUAAUCACUGACUUCUAAACUUUUUAGAUAUGGAGUAUAAUCUUUAAAAUAAAAAGAAAAGUACAUAUAUUGGUUAUUAAUAUCCGGUAUCCGCUACAAGAAGGCACUAAUUGUUGAUUAUAGUAUCAUCCCAAUAUCCACACAUCCCUAAUAUAAAUAAUAAUAAAAUAAGUACAGAACCUAAUUGGUAAAGUGUUGUUAAAAUGUCAUUGUGUGCUCAAAAACACAUUGCUGUAAUGAUCACUGACCCUCUGACAUUGUAUCUCUCAAUUCCAGGUACAGGCAUAAAGAAGGAAAAGCAAUGGUACCCUAAGGAAUCCUUGCCAGAGAAUCUACGUUCCCGACAGAAAUAAUUCAAUGAAAGAAUAAACACUUUGAAAUAAUUGUAAUGUCAGCUUCUGUUCUGUUUUACCCUCUAAAUUGUCAGGGGUGAUGAGAGACACUUAAACAACAAAUGCCACAAUGUCAUGAGGAAA